Molecule: messenger RNA, 3814 nt
Organism: Eruca vesicaria subsp. sativa (arugula)
Lineage: Eukaryota; Viridiplantae; Streptophyta; Magnoliopsida; Brassicales; Brassicaceae
Source: the annotation of a GenBank genome assembly
AUGCAGCAAAUUUCUUUCUUUGUUCUUUUUUUCCUCUGUUUUUCAAUCGGGUCGGGUCAACCGGGUCAAACCAACGAUCUUCAAACUCUACUCGAAGUGAAGAAGUCUCUUGUCGCAAACCCAAAAGACGAAAACGUUCUCCGGAGUUGGAACUCCGAUGAUCCCAAUUUCUGUAACUGGACCGGUGUCACGUGCGGUGGUCGUGUAGUCAUCGGUUUAAACCUCUCCGGUUUAAACUUAACCGGUUCAAUCUCUCCUUCGAUUGGCCGGUUCAGUAACUUAAUCGACCUCGAUCUAUCGUCCAACAGUCUCGUGGGCCCCAUCCCAGCUGAUCUCUCCAACCUCUCUUCUUCUUUGGAAACUUUGCAUCUCUUCACCAACCAACUCAGCGGCGAGAUACCGAGUCAACUUGGUUCACUCGUGAACCUCAAGUCGUUAAAACUCGGAAACAACGAGUUCGUCGGAUCAAUCCCGGAGACGCUCGGGAAUCUCGUCAAUCUCCAGACGCUAGCCUUGGCCGCAUGCAGUCUCACCGGUCCGUUACCGAGUCAACUCGGUCGACUCGUUAACAUCCAGAACUUGAUUCUACAGGACAACUUCCUCGAAGGACCGAUUCCACCCGAGUUAGGUAACUGCACAAGCCUCGUUUUGUUCAGCGCGGCGGUGAACAGACUCAACGGAUCUUUACCGGCGGAGCUGAGUCGACUCGGAAACUUGGAGACACUCAACUUGAAAAACAACAGCUUCUCCGGUGAGAUACCGAGUCAAUUCGGUGAUCUGCGCAAUCUCAAAUACCUUAAUUUGGUUGGUAACAAACUGCAAGGCUCGAUUCCAAAGACACUAACCGAGUUGAAAAACCUUAAAACCCUAGAUUUGUCCAAGAACAAUCUCACAGGAGGGAUACAUGAAGAGUUCUGGAACAUGAACCAGCUUGAGUAUCUUGUUCUAGAUUCCAAUCCUCUCUCUGGCUCCUUACCAAAGAGCUUAUGUUCUGAAACCACAAAUCUGAAGGUACUAGGUUUGCAUGAAACUCACCUUUCCGGCGAGAUUCCGACAGAGAUCGGUAAAUGUCAGUCAUUACAAGAGCUUGAGCUGUCUAACAAUGACCUCACAGGUCAAAUUCCAGAUUCGUUGUAUCACCUCGUGGAACUCACGGUUUUGAAUAUUCACAACAAUACCUUGAAAGGCACGUUAUCUCCAUCGAUAUCUAACCUAACGAAUCUACAAGAGUUUGGUGUGUAUCAGAAUGACUUGGAGGGGAAGUUACCUAAAGAGAUCGGUUUCCUCACCAAACUAGAACGUCUAGUUCUUUUCAAGAACCGGUUUUCUGGUCAAAUCCCGGUUGAGAUUGGGAACUGCACGAGUCUUCAGCUGAUUGAUACGUAUGGGAAUCAUUUCAGUGGAGAGAUUCCUUCUUCGUUAGGAAGGUUAAAAGAUCUUUUUUGGCUUCACUUGAGAGAGAACGAGUUUUCUGGUAACAUUCCCGCCACUUUAGGUAACUGUCAACAACUAACUCUUAUUGAUUUAGCUGAUAAUCACCUCACCGGUUCGAUUCCUUCCUCCUUCGGCUUCUUAACCGCUUUGGACCAGCUUCACCUUUACAACAACUCUCUCCAAGGUAACCUUCCGAGCUCACUUAUCAACCUCAAGAAUCUCACAAGAAUCAAUUUCUCAAACAACAAGCUCAAUGGCUCCAUCAGUCCCUUGUGUGGUUCAAGCUCUUAUCUAUCAUUUGAUCUCACGGACAACGGAUUCGAGGGAGAUAUACCUCUUGAGCUUGGGAAGUCUCCGAGCCUCGACCGGUUAAGGUUAGGGAAGAAUCAGUUCACAGGAAGAAUCCCAUGGACAUUUGGGAAGAUCACUAAACUGUCUUUAUUGGAUAUCUCAAGCAACUCUCUGACAGGAACCAUACCUGUAGAGCUCGGUUUGUGUAAGAAUCUGACACUCAUUGAUCUCAGCGAUAACAUUCUUUCAGGGGUUGUACCUCCAUGGCUUGGAGAGCUUCCAUUGCUUGGUGAGCUCAAGCUUUCUUCUAAUAACCUUACCGGUUUACUCCCUAUUGAGAUUUUUAACUUAACCAAGCUUCUUGUGCUAUCUCUUGAUGGUAACUCACUUAACGGCUCUAUACCACAAGAGAUUGGGAACUUGGAAGCUCUCAAUGUACUUAACCUAGGAAAGAACCAGAUUUCAGGUCAGCUUCCUUCAGAUAUAGGCAAGCUUAGUAAGCUUUACGAGCUUCGGUUAUCGAGAAACUACUUAACAGGAGACAUCCCAUUUGAGGUUGGACAGCUACAAGAUCUUCAAAGUGCUUUAGAUCUCAGCUACAACAACUUUACUGGACACAUUCCACCUACCAUUUCGAUGUUACCUAAGCUUGAAUCUCUUGAUCUGUCUCAUAAUCACCUUGUCGGAGAUGUUCCUGGUCAAAUAGGAGAAAUGAAGAGCUUAGGAUAUCUCAACCUCUCUUACAACAACCUCAAGGGAAGGUUAAAGAAGCAGUUCUAUAAAUGGAAAGCUGAUGCUUUUUUAGGCAAUGCAGAACUCUGUGGAAGCCCUCUUGGUCGCUGCAAGAGAGCUGGAUCAAAGGAGCAAGGUCUUAGUGCAAAAACUAUAGUUAUAAUCUCUGCGUUGUCUUCAUUAGCAGCUGUUGCUUUGAUUGUACUAGUGAUCAUCCUCUUCUGCAAGCAAAGUCAUGGUGGAAACAACACAUUCUCAUCAAACUCUUCUCCUUCUUCACAAGCUCCCCUGUUUAGUAAUGGAACUGCAAAGACAGAUAUAAAGUGGGAAGACAUUAUGGAAGCAACGAAUCAUCUUGACGACGAGUUCAUGAUUGGAUCAGGAGGGUCAGGAAAAGUUUAUAAAGCGGAUUUGAAAAAAGGUGAGACGAUUGCUGUGAAGAAGAUUCUAUGGAAAGAUGAUUUGAUGUCAAACAAGAGCUUUAACAGAGAAGUGAAGACACUUGGAACGAUCAGACAUAGACAUUUGGUUAAGCUGAUGGGUUACUGCACUAGCAAAGCAGAUGGGUUGAACCUGUUGAUUUAUGAGUACAUGGAGAAUGGAAGUGUCUGGGACUGGCUUCACGUGAAGAAGAAGCAGGUUCUUGAUUGGGAAACAAGAUUGAAAAUUGCACUUGGUUUGGCUCAAGGAGUGGAGUAUCUUCAUUUUGAUUGUGUUCCUCCUAUAGUUCACCGUGAUAUCAAAACUAGUAAUGUGCUUCUUGAUUCCAACAUGGAAGCACACUUAGGAGAUUUUGGACUGGCCAAGAUCCUGACAGAGAGUAAUGACACCAACACAGAAUCAAAUAGUUUGUUUGCAGGCUCUUAUGGUUACAUUGCACCAGAGUAUGCUUACUCGUUGAAGGCCACUGAGAAGAGUGAUGUGUACAGUAUGGGGAUAGUGUUGAUGGAGAUUGUGACUGGUAAAAUGCCAACAGAUGAAGUGUUUGAUGAAGAGACCAAUAUGGUUAGAUGGCUGGAGACGUGUCUUGAGAUGCCACCUGGUUCUGCAGCGAGGGAGAAGCUGAUUGAUUCAGAACUUAAACCGCUUUUGCCGUGCGAAGAAGAAACAGCUUAUCAGGUUCUUGAAAUAGCGAUUCAGUGCACCAAAAAAUAUCCUCAGGAGAGACCAUCUUCAAGACAAGCUUGUGACUAUCUUCUUAAUGUCUUCAAUAAUAGAGCUGCUAGUUAUAGGGAGAUGCAAACUGAUUCCGAGAAAUGAUUUGGGUAGACAUGUGAUGUGGUUUGUGCUAGUAAAAUAAUGAAACUGAGCAUGUACUGCUUGAGAAUUUGGUUAAAUUACCCUUGACCUUUUAUGA